AUGGGAAAGUUCCCGGGGGCCGGCGCAGUCUGCAGCUGCGAGCGAGAAACCGAAACUCAGCUGUUGCAGCCGCUGCCCCUGCCCCUUGGGAUCGCGUCUCGAGACUCGCUCGCGUCCCUCCCGCAGCGGCGGCGGUCCGGACCGCGGGCUCUGACCAUGUACACCCGCAGCGAGCUGGUGGGCUCCCGGCUCGGCGCCCGGGACCCCCAGAGGCAGCCCCGGGAGCUGCCAGGCCAGAGCCAGGAUCUGGAGGAGGCCCCCCAAAGCCCUUCGCGGGACAGCCCCGAGCAGGCGGGCCAGAGGCACACAGGAGCAUAUACCUUGAUAGUACCAAAUGAAAACCGGAGAAAUCAGAUACGGAGGAUUGCUGAGCAAGAGCUGGUGAACUUGGAGAAGUGGAAGGAGCAGCAAAGAGCUAAACCAGUUCACCUGGUACCAAGGCAGCUAGGUGGAAACCAGUCAGAGACUGAAGUCAGGCAGAAACAACAGCUCCAACUGAUGCAGUCUAAAUACCAGCAAAAGCUAAAAAGAGAAGAAUCUGUAAGAAUCAAGAAGGAAGCUGAAGAAGCUGAACUUCAAAAAAUGAAAGCCAUUCAGAGAGAGAAGAGCAAUAAACUGAAGGAGAAAAAGAGACUUCAAGAAAACCUCAGAAGAGAAGCAUUUAGAGAGCAUCAGCAAUACAAAACUUCUGAGUUCUUGAGCCGACUGGACACAGAGUUACCAAACAUAUCUGCCUGUCACAUUGCUCUUCGCAACCCACAGUCCUCAACAUGGAAACUUCCUCUCCUGCCUAGGGAUCACAGCAGGGCCAGAAGCCAGGCUUAUAAGGAUUCUCUAAGAGAAGAAGAAAAUGAAAAAUUGCAGAAGAUGAAGAAUGAACAACAUCGGAAGAGUGAAUUACUGGAACUUAAGCGACAGCAGCAAGAGGAAGAAAGAGCCCAAAUCCACCAAACUGAACACAGGAGGGUAAAUAAUGCUUUUCUGGACCGACUCCAAGGCAGAAGUCAACCAGGUGGCCUCGAGCAGUCUGGAGGCUAUUGGAAUAUGAAUAGCGGUAACAGCUGGCAACUGCUACUAUUUUGAUUGGGAGACCAUCACACCUUGAAUGAGUACAAG
Molecule: messenger RNA, 1116 nt
Organism: Cynocephalus volans (Philippine flying lemur)
Lineage: Eukaryota; Metazoa; Chordata; Mammalia; Dermoptera; Cynocephalidae
Gene: EPSTI1
Product: epithelial stromal interaction 1
Exons: 12
Coding region: 1-1083 (360 amino acids)
Source: RefSeq, a predicted model, not a curated record